AUGGCAAAGACUUUUAUCACCGAAUUGAAACGAUUAUUGAUAGAUUUUCCAGAAAGCUGUAAUUAUCAAUUUAAUGAAAAUCACAAGAAAAUUCUACGAAAAUAUUUGUUCCAAGCGAUAUCCUGCGACGGUCUAUAUCUCGAUUGGUUUUUCCCUCGAAUUUUUGAUGGACUGAACACAGCAGAAACUAUUUUCGAGACGUUAGACAAUGAUGCCCAGUGGUUGUUUCUGAAAUAUGAUGAGAUAGUUUUCAAUGGUCUGAAUGGCCAAGAUGAUCAUUGCCAUCUGGCAUAUCACCAGAAUCUGCCGUGCGCUAGAAUCUUCCGUCGCGGGGAACCGAUUUAUAAAUGCUUGACUUGUGGCUUUGACGAGACUUGCGCUUUGUGUUCCCAUUGUUACCAAAGUGAAGAACAUGCGGGCCACACAGUUCACAUUAGUAUAUGUCAGCGUGAAAACGGCGGUGUAUGCGAUUGUGGCGAUCCUGAGGCAUGGAUAGGUCACUUUACAUGCAAAUUUGCUACGGAUAGCCUGAAUCAUACUAGCUUUGGAUCACGAGUUAUUCCGGCUAAUUUUGAGGAGGCGUUUGAGACUACAAUAUGUGUCUUGCUCGAUUAUGUAAUAGAUGUGAUGUCUCAGAGUGAUCUUCAACUAUACCCACCACAAGAUCUUGCUUCGGAUCCAGCGAAGUACUCAGAUUUGUGUACACUCAAUCCAGAAAAAUACGGAUACGAGGAUCCUGGUGAUCUUCAACAUGGCCGUCCAAGUGAAAUGUAUGCUCUCAUCGUAUACAAUGAUCAAGUUCGUCAUUUUCGUGACGCUGCUCAAAGAAUCCAUUUAGCAAGCAAGAAAGUUUCAGAGUUUGCCGUCAUGGUAGCUGAACAGGUACAAACACAUGGCCGUGCUACGGUUUUGAGAUCUAGAGACUUCAAAUUACUAUUUGAGAGACAAAAAGUACUAAGUGCAACGGGGCUUGCUUCAUGCAUCCGCAAUGCUAGAGAUGAAUUUCAAGAAAAUAUGUGCCACGAUAUACUUGUCUGGUUAAGUAAUUUAACAGACCGUGAAGUUUUCAAAACUAAUGAAACUUUGAAAAAUAUUCUUUGCCAUUCAUUUUGUUGCCGAUGGCAACCAGGUCUUUUAAGAUCAGAAUCUCACGGUAUAAAUCAGUACGUGAAAGGAAAAUUGAGCCUAGACCUUCAAAUUCCGAAUGUUGCUUGUAUCACUUCAGACAGUUCUUCUGAAUCACAUUGGAAUUUUGUUCCCUCUUUGUGGGACGUAGAUCCCGGAUUAUGCAGACAGUGCGAUUACAAUCAAACAGUAUCGGAAUACUCUUCGCGAAGCAUCAGAGGUUCAAGAUUUCAGUACUUGGUCUACUUUGAUAUCAGAUUCUGGAAGUCCAUCAGAACGGUUCUUCACGACUUCUACUUGACAUCACUCAUCACAAACUUGAAAUUCAAAAAAUUGUUUGCGUGUCAAUACGUGGAUAUAUAUCCAGCGGUUGCAGAUCUGUUUCUUAACGUCGAUGGGGAACCAGAACUCAAUAUCUUGUCCAAACUUUCUUCUCAGUUAUUUACUUGCCCUUCUCACUCAACAUCUAUAAUUGCACAUGGUGAUGUUUCAAGGAUAUUUCUGACCAUCUUCAACUUCUUGAGAAGUGGUCAAGUUCAAGCAGAAGCCAUAGAUACGGAAAAUAAGAAAACCAUAUCUAUGGCAAGUCUUAAGAACAGGAGAUGGGGUCAGAUAUUCUUUGAUAUCAGCUAUAUUUUGAGUCGAGGGAAGGAUAGCGAGCUUAUUUUGAGUGAUAACAGUAUUCCAAUGGUCUGUGAUAUUUUGUCUCUAUUUCAAGGAAAACCUGUUUUGAGGAGAGAAACAGAGCAUCAUGUCGAAUAUGAAAGUACAGAAUACACCGCUUUCUUCCACGCAAUUCUGGUAGUUUAUCAGUUUGCGGAAUACAUAUCACAAUCUGUCACAAAUCUAGAAAAGGUUCAAAGACAAAGGAUAUCUCUGGGUGCAAUCAAAUAUGUGGUCAGUUAUCUUUUAGAACUCGAGUGCGAAAGUGAGACAAUUUUCAUGGAAAACAAUGAAGUGGACUACGGCAAUAACUCGAAAUACAUGCAAUCCGAACUCAUUGAAAAGGUUGAGGACUCAAAAGUAAGCUUUCUCCAUCCGCUUCAUUCAUUUUUGUCGUGGUUAAUUGAGUUCUCAAAUUUCAGCACACAUGAUCAACUAUACUCGAUUUUCGAAUUUGCGAUUGCGAAGGUUAAUUUGGAGAAGCCAGAAUUUGGGAACACCCUAUGGUGUAUAAACAUGAUAUUUGACUACCCAAUCCAGACUGUCGUCCUUUCUUCUCAAAUAAAGUCUGGGUUUUGGGUAAGAAACGGGUUCAGCGUUCGAAGUCAGCUUCAGCUUUACAAAAAUACCAGCUUACGCGAACAGGGCUAUUUGCGGGAUUUGUUUCUUGUGCAAGUCUUCACAGUUUGUUCUGAACCAGACACUAUCAUGGAUGUGUUUUUGAAGAAAUGGCUUUUCCAUGAAUGGACAACAAAGUCUAUCGGAUCUAGUGAAAGUUGCAUUUAUGAACUGAGCAUUCUCCAAUACAUAAUUGAAGAGUGUCUUAGAUUUUUCAUGCAUAUUUUGACAGAAGAUGUAUUUUUGAGGGGUUUAUCAACUGAAAUCACAACUUAUCUACAAAUAAGGAGUGAAAUUAUUCACAAUCUUUGUUUUGGUCCACUUAGUUACUCCAAAUUGUGUUCGCAAAUACCCGAACACAUAUACUCAGAAAAAAAAUUUGACUCUGUACUUGAGGAACUAACGACAUUUAAGAAACCCAUCACUGUCAAAGACACUGGCGUUUAUGUUCUCAAAGAAAUUCAUUUUGCAGAAGUUGAUCCAUACUACUUCAAUUAUACAAUUAAUAAGAAAGAUGAUGCGAUGAAAUUAUUGAAGGAAAGGAUCAAAGAGGCAAAAAAUAUUCAAAUUUGUGAUGUUACAAUUGAUCCCAAGUCCAGAGAUGUGGAAUCAUUCGGGAUCUAUAGACACCUUGCAAAUUUCACCACAUCAAGUUUGUUCACUGAGUUUUUGGUAAGGAUUAUCAAAUACAUUCAUCUGGAAGGUGUCAGCAAGUUAGACGGGCUUUUAGAGACGGUCCUUCAUCUCAUACAUGUUUGCUCAUUAGAGAAUUUGAUUGAUAUACAGCGAUGGGGAUCAUUUCUCGAUAAUUUUCUAAGAGAAUGUCCAAAUUUCCAAGCCUCAUUAUGCUCAUCUUUGUACGAAUUACUAACCAAUGAUGAAUACGAAUCGCAUCAUGCGAAGAUAAGAGCAAUUUUCAUGACUCUAAAAAGUAAUCAUGUGAAUUUGAUUGAGCUUUUGCAGCUUAACGUACCAAAUUUUCAUGAAGACAUUUUUGAUGUCGUUGUGAAUUUACCAAUUGGAGAGAGCAAUGAUGAACGCAAAAAACGCAUAGCGAAGGACCGACAAGCAAAACUUAUUGCAAAAUUCAAGAAACAACAGUCCCUGUUUUCCAAAAUAAAUAAUGUUGACAAUGACUGCAGCGACAUGGAUUUGACAGAGGAAGAGGAAGAAGAAGGAUGGAAAUUCCCAGAACCCCAUUGUAUUCUCUGUCAGGAUACGGCAGAUGAUGCAGGACCAUUCGGAAUCAUUUCAUAUGUGUCAAAAUCAGCGGAGUUCCGGCAAGUUCCCUUUAAUGACCAAUUCUGGUUUCUUAAAGCAUUCUCUGACCUGACAAAUUUGAAUGGUAGCGAAGGUUGUGGUGGUUCUCGGGAGCAUUAUAGCGAUAAUUGGGUUAGCUAUAUGGCGCUGAUAAAACGUGACCAUGUGAUCGGACCCGGCUUUACCGAUCAGGAACUGGUCCACAACAAGUUAGUUUCCCUGACUUGUGGACAUGGGAUGCAUUUUCGUUGUUACAUGCAAUACCUGACUAGCAACAAAUCUCGUCUGAACCAGAUUACGAGAAACAAUCCAGAAAGUGCUGAACAUAGGGAGUUUUUGUGUCCCUUAUGCAAAGCUAUCAGCAACAUGUUCAUUCCGAUUCUAUGGUUGGCAAACAACCGAUCUUUGUCCAAAUUUUUGUCCCCCACUCCCAAAGAAAAAGGCCCCUUUAGUUCUGUAACAAGAGAAAGUUUUCAUGACAAGUUCUGGCUUCUGGAAUUUGGCCGCAACGUCACUCAAGACUUGAAUUCGUUCUCUAUCUUGACUACUCUGGCCAAAGAAAUGAUUGGAAUGUCACCAUCCGACCAGGCACUUCAAAAUCAACAACAAUUCAGAAUUCUUCUCACAAAUAUGUUUCAGAUUUUGUCACUGUUAACGUUUCCACAUAUAUUCAAGGCGGACUGUCCAAGAAAUUUGAUUAACAGCAUAAAAUCUACCGAAAUCUCCUUAAGAGGCGCAACUCUUCAGUCUCAAUUGGUGAUACAUCAACUCACCAACAAUAAUUUGAUCAACUUGCGGGCACUAAACGAAUUUCGUUUAACAAGCUUACUCAUGAAAUUCUCAAAUUGUGUUCCGUCUCAAACGGGGCAAGUCAAUCCGCAUGUCAAGUAUUUAUCGAGCCUCCAAACACUAACUCCCGAAUUUUUUGACAGUACCAUUAUCUACUCAGAUUUUUUUGAAAUUUUAGUGUCGAUAUUUCCAGCGCCUUCGGCUUCUGUGGAUUUCAACUCUAUACUUGUUUCCUGCUUUAUGGGAUCGAUUUUGCAAAACCUCAACAUAAUCAUCAAGGGGUUAGUCACACAUGAGUUUUACGCCAACAACUCCUACACUAUCCUAGAUGUACCAUAUUCCAAGCUCCUCACUGAUGCGGAUGCACAAAUUGCAUGUGAGGUUUACAAAACUCUCAGGGGAUCCAUAUCCAAUGAUCAACAUGAAGAGCUCAUAACAAACCAUCCUAAGUUUGGAUUUGUCUUCUAUUCAAUGUUGUUGAAAUCGGUAACACCAUUUUUGAGGAGAUCAGCCAUUUAUGCUUACGUUUGCUGUGCUAAUCAAGAUAUUGAUACUGAUCUAUCUAAUGGGGAACUUGAGGGUGAUCAGAUUUGCUCGUUUUUGAAGAUACCAAAAAUGAGUGAAAUAUUGCGAAGAAUGUUGAUCGUGGAUGAAAAGCCUACGUGGGAAGCAGAGCGCCUUAUGUCUUUCAAGAAUUAUAUGCGCAGUAUGCUUCGCAGAGAGGAAAUCAUAUCACCGAAGACAUUGGAAUACCCAGGUUUGGUAAGACUUGUGGAUUUGCCUGAUAGGUUAGAUGAGUUUUUCACUGAUUAUUACUAUCUGGAAAAAUUUCAUAAUCCCCACUUGAGUAUUGAGAAUCCAGCUGUUUGCAUGUUUUGUGCUGAGGUAUUGGAUGCUCAAAAGCGGUCUAUCGGCUCGCCCUACGGGCAGUGCAGCACUCAUUUCACAAAAGAGUGCAUUAGCAGUGUUGGGAUAUUUUUGCUUCCCAAAGAUAGAUGUUUGCUUCUAUUGCACAAAAACGGGGGCACUUUCUAUGAUGCGCCUUAUUUGGAUAAUCACGGUGAACUUCCUGCCGAGACAAAAAAAAGUAGGAUAGUACGUUUACUGAGACUGACUUACAGUGAUUUCAUCAGAAACACGUGGUUGCAACACAAUGUACCUAAUUUGAUUGUCAGAAAACUCGACAGUGUCAUUGAUGUCGGUGGUUGGGAUACGCUAUAA
Molecule: messenger RNA, 5676 nt
Organism: Metschnikowia bicuspidata var. bicuspidata NRRL YB-4993
Lineage: Eukaryota; Fungi; Ascomycota; Pichiomycetes; Serinales; Metschnikowiaceae
Product: putative ubiquitin-protein ligase
Exons: 1
Coding region: 1-5676 (1891 amino acids)
Biological process (GO): ubiquitin-dependent protein catabolic process via the N-end rule pathway; protein ubiquitination
Cellular component (GO): cytoplasm; ubiquitin ligase complex
Molecular function (GO): ubiquitin protein ligase activity; zinc ion binding
Source: RefSeq, a predicted model, not a curated record